Messenger RNA from Pseudogymnoascus verrucosus, 1647 nucleotides. RefSeq lists its product as uncharacterized. The record is from RefSeq and is a predicted model, not a curated record. Bases 542 to 1570 code for a protein of 342 amino acids. Lineage: Eukaryota; Fungi; Ascomycota; Leotiomycetes; Thelebolales; Thelebolaceae. The transcript has 2 exons. Gene Ontology annotation, cellular component: membrane.
CUAGAUCCUUUGAUGGGUCAAGACUGGAUCUUUUGUACACAUAGCGCACCGUUUACAUCGAAUUAGGAAAUGACUAUCGUCUCACCACUCUAUCCCUAAAUCCUACUAGAUCGAUGGCCAAUGACUCUGAGGCUCGGGGGCUCUGCCAAUGCUGCGCCACCAGAUUGUUACUGCCUGAUGAUUGAAGGUAUGGGCCAAACUGUAUAGGAGAAAGACAGAGUGGGAGAGCCACGUUGUAUGCCUUUGUAUUAACCGCACAGAACACUAACCCUUUCUGUCCCCAUGUGCCGCCGUCAUCUGGAUUAUGCCUCAGCCUCCUACAAAUAUCGACGUGCAGUGACGAGUUAGAUAUCAUCAGGUCGGCCAAUCCGACAGGGCUGGGUGCAAUGGCACAUUAGAGUUAAUAGUAUAUAUAUACUGUCAACAGCGCCCAGAUCUAUGAAUGCAGAACAAUACUCAGUCUUCAGAUCAUUCUCUUACCACUCCUUUUCUUCUGUCAAUUACCAAGAGCAACAACACCGUGUAAGCACGACACUCAACGAUGUCGUCCAGCACAGAAAUCGCAACGUAUUACGCAUACGAUCCUAGCCAUGUUCUACCAGCUGUAUUUGCUGCCUUGAUUGGCAUAUCUUUGAUCAUGCAUACAUGGCAAAACUUCCACUACCAUUUCUGGAGGGUCACGUUUUUCAUGUUCUAUGGCGGCACUGUCUUUACCGCGGGAUGGAUAAUGCGGAUUACCUCAUCCUACGAUCCAGGAAACAUAAAACUCUAUAUCGCCCAGACUUGCCUUGUCCUCGCCGGUCCCCCGAUAUACUCCGCGGCUGAAUACAACAUCCUUGGUCGACUCAUGCACUACACGCCAAUGCAUUCACCUAUCAACCCGAGCCGUGUUCUUUACUUUUUCAUCUACGUGGGUGCCGCAGUUGAAAGUCUGACAGCUGUAGGUGCGGUGCGACUGUCGGCGGCGAACGGCGAUAUGGAUCUGCUGAAAAACGGAGAGACCUUUAUCUCCAUCGCUCUCGUGCUCCAGGGCGUAGUGGAGCUACUGUUCAUGAGUUUUGUUGCUCUAGUACACAUCCGCUGCGCACGCGCCAAAAUGCUCACGCCUAAGGUGCGCACUAUCUGCAUCAUGCUUUACGGCACCUCGACAUUAGUCUUGAUUCGCUGCAUCUUCCGUGCUAUUGAAAGCUUCAGCAAUCUCAGCGUCAUAUCUUCAGGGACUUGUGAUGGAACCUGCCAAGCUGUCCUGAGACACGAAUGGUACAUCUACGUAUUCGAAGCGGCUCCUAUGGUCCUAUAUACUUACUGGCUCAACAUUGUGCAUCCUGGAAGAUUCUUGCCUCGCAAUACGAAGGUCUACCUUGACUACAACGGGGUCGAGCGUGUUGGCCCUGGGUGGAAGGAUCACCGAACUACGUGGAUGACUUUCGUUGAUCCGUUUGAUAUCAGGGGAAGGAUGAGUGGAAAUGUGGACCACGAGCAAUACUGGCUGCGACCAGAGGAAUAUCCUCCCGCGGCAGAUGCUGCCACAAAGCCGGAAAGCCAGACCGAGUUUGUUAGAGCCGUUUGAAACCCGUGUAGAUUUAGAUUUUUCAUUUGUUUUAUUCGUUCGCAUAUUAGCCAUGCUUAUACUUAGAAUACCAGGAG